UUUAUCUAAAUUCAAGCUACAUCAAGUAGUAUUAAUAGCAGCGAUGCAGUCACCGGCGGCCGCCCCUGUCCACCGUGCAGUGGCCACUCCCGAUGAUUCUGCGGUGGUGAAACAAAUUGAGAAAACCCAUUACCCUAAUGGAGAAGAGAUCGACGCCCUGUCUAUCCUCAAUAUCGCCAAAGGCAUUUUGGAUGACUGCAAGAGUACUCCACCCACUAAGACUUCUGAAGAAGGAGAAGGUGACAGUGCCACAUUGACACCAGAGCUGCAAUUUGAAGUGUACAGGCUUUCCGUCCAGCUUUCGUACAGGAGUUUGGAAGCAAGAGAAGAUGUGCAGGAAAAGACUGUGACUCUCUUCAACAUGCUCUCAAGCUACUCAUGGGAUGUUAAGGUGGCACUCAUCCUUGCAGCUUAUGUUUCCAGCUAUGGAGAAUAUUGGCUUAUUGCCCAGACAUACAGAGAUAAAGAUCAAGUAGCCAUGGGCAUGGUAGCUCUCCUGCAAAUGUCUGACCUGCUAAUAGACGACAACAAGAAACUAGAGACACUCUUCCAACCUCUUCAUAAACUAGUCAAACCCAUCCUAGAUUUGUGCUACUGCAUCGUGGAGGUUAAGAAAUUCUUCUUAUCUGUUUUUGCUUCUUCAGACACCAGAGGAGGAUUUCCUGGGUUAAGAGCCACGGUUAUCAUCUGUAGCUAUUGGAUCAUUAGAUCUGCUGUUAUUUGCACGUCAUAUAUGCAUUCCCUCAUCGUAAAGGAUCCUAGGACCACCUCCAUGGAUGGAGAGCUAGACAGCUUGGCUCGCAAGAUUCAACCACUGCGAAAUCGUCUAACGGAUCAACUCUUCAAAUGCUACAAAACACUAGAUGUUAUUGACAAGAUUGAAGUGGUGGGGCGAACCUUGAGGACUAAUGAUAUUGAUAAUAUGAAAGUCCUUAAGUUGUUAGUUGGUGCCAGGGACGACAAACAGACAUCAGUCUUUGACCUCUCCAGUGAAAAACAGGUUAGCUUAGAAACUUUGAAGAACAAGACUGUGCUGCUGUUGAUAUCAAGCACAGACGACAUUUUGUUGGAGAAGGAACUUCCUUUUCUCCAAGAAUGGUACGCGAAAUGCGAUGAAGUCCAAAGGAGGCAGCAUGCGAUCAUCUUGUUUCCCAUUACACGAGGCCAAGCCAAGAAAUGGACUGAUCAGUCGUCCAUGAUAAGUAAAAUGUUUAGAGUGCCUAAUUUCUACAUGGUAGAUGAUCCUCGAUCCAUAGAUCCAACCGUCAUUCGCGUCCUUAAAGAGAAAUUCCUCAUCAAUUUCCAAGAAGGGCCGCCAAUUGUUGUUGCAGUUGGCCCUUCAGGAAGAGUUGUCCAUCCUAAUGCAUUGCCCAUGAUUUGGACAUGGGGAUCUAAGGCCUUUCCUCUUACAUCCCAAAACGAAGAAUCCCUCCGGAACAGCGAGACAUCCAAGAAGGUUGAGCUGCUCAUAAAAGACCUCGACGACAAAUUACUGGAAAUGGUUAAGGAAGGCCAAAAAUCUAUUUGCUUAUUCGGAGGGGAUAACAAGGAGUGGAUUCUUAGGUUCGCCAGCGAGGCAAAAGAAGUUGCUAAUUCCCUCCGUGUGACUCUGGAGAUGUUCUUUCUGGGAAAAAGCACAGACAGUGUGCCCAAAAUGGAGAUGAUAGCCCCAUUUCUGUAUUCAAAUAAACUGGUUUCCGAAUCUCCAAAGCUUUCCGGCGCCAAGAUGCUGUCAUUCUGGGAAAACCUCCAGCGCAUGCUACUCUCCAGGGCGCAAUAUCUUAGCAAGAAAAACACUAGUGUUGAUGAUGAUGAAGUGCUGCAAGGGUUGGGGAAAUUGGUGGACAAGAGUGGACGUGAAGGAUGGGCGAUGUUCAUCAAAGGGAACCACAUAGCUUUGAUCGGAGACGAGGAUGUGAGCAUGAAAACCCUGAGUGAUUUUACAAAAUGGAAGGGAAAUUUAGAGCGGAUGGGUUUCGAGGGAGCGUUGAAAGAUCACUUGGAAAGGGUUGAAGGUAGCCCUUCUGAUCGCCCAUGUUGCCACCUGCACUUCCAGCAUGAAUUGAGUGAUGAGAUGGUAGAGAACAUCAAGUGUCCAGAGUGUCAUCGGAGAUUGGGGAAGUCCACUGCUUUCUUAUGCCACAACCUGAUGAGUGAAAUAGCAUGAAAUUAACAUAUGUACAACCCAAGAUUUGAGCUGAGUAUAAUGGUCAAGAAAUGUAAUUGGCUACUAAACUUUAAAAAACUCCAUCUCUAUUUGUGAAAUAAAAAUAAAAAUACAAUUUGCACA
Molecule: messenger RNA, 2290 nt
Organism: Ipomoea triloba (trilobed morning glory)
Lineage: Eukaryota; Viridiplantae; Streptophyta; Magnoliopsida; Solanales; Convolvulaceae
Product: protein SIEVE ELEMENT OCCLUSION B-like
Exons: 7
Coding region: 44-2167 (707 amino acids)
Biological process (GO): phloem development
Source: RefSeq, a predicted model, not a curated record